AUGGAAGAAGGUGACUUUGAUCAACGCCUUAGAGAUUUGCAAAGAGAGUACUUGGAGUUUUUAGAUGAUGAGGAAGACCAAGGAUUGUAUAUGGAAAGGGUGAAGCAGAUGAUAACGGAAAAGUCGAAACGCCUUGUUGUAAAUAUAAACGACCUAAGAAGAAAAAAUCCAGCCCGUGCUAAAAACAUUUUGGAAAAUGCAUUUGAGGAACAGAUCGCUUUUCAAAAAGCACUCAAGGAAUACGUGUCUUCCAUUGAUCCGACAUAUGCUAAAGAACAGGAAGAGUUCUUUGUAGCGUUUUCUGGUAGCUUUGGAACAAAACACGUUACUCCUAGAAGUUUAACUUCAAGGUAUUUAGGUAAUCUUAUUUGCGUUGAGGGAAUAGUCACACGAGUAUCUUUGGUUCGCCCAAAAAUAGUGAGAAGUGUGCACUACUGUCCAGCAACUAAGAAGGUUAUGGAACGUAAAUAUACAGACCUAACUUCUUUUGAGGCCUUUCCCACUUCUGCUGUGUAUCCAACUAAGGAUGAUGAGGGUAAUCCACUUGAAACAGAGUAUGGCCUGUCCCGUUACAAAGACCAUCAGACGCUUACAGUCCAAGAGAUGCCUGAAAGGGCACCGGCUGGGCAAUUGCCUCGCAGCGUAGAUGUAGUUUGUGAUGAUGAUCUUGUUGAUAAAUGUAAGCCAGGAGAUCGAGUGCAAGUAGUCGGAAAUUACAGAUGUUUGCCAUCAAAACAAGGAAGCUUUACGGCUGGAACAUUUAGGACCGUAUUAAUAGCAAACAAUAUCACCCAAAUCAACAAGGAUGCCAAUCUGUCCAUCACAAUUGAAGAUAUCAAACUCUGUAAACGGCUCGCCAAGAGGGCCAAUACUGACAUGUUUGAGUUGCUGAGCAAGUCACUUGCGCCAUCCAUACAUGGACACGAUUACAUCAAGAAGGCCAUAUUGUGUUUGCUACUUGGUGGUAUGGAGAAAAUAUUGCCCAAUGGAACCAGGCUGAGAGGCGACAUCAACAUACUGCUGAUCGGCGACCCCUCGGUGGCGAAGUCGCAGCUGCUGCGUUACGUGCUGCUGACGGCGCCGCGCGCGGUCACCACCACGGGCAGGGGCUCCUCUGGCGUGGGGCUCACCGCCGCCGUCACCACCGACCCGGAGACGGGCGACAGGAGGCUGGAGGCGGGCGCGAUGGUGCUGGCCGACCGCGGAGUGGUGUGCAUCGACGAGUUCGACAAGAUGUCGGACGUGGACCGCACCGCGAUCCACGAGGUGAUGGAGCAGGGCCGCGUCACCAUCGCCAAGGCGGGCGUGCACGCCGCCCUCAACGCGCGCUGCUCGGUGCUGGCCGCUGCCAACCCCGUCUACGGAAGGUACGACCAGUACAAGACGCCGAUGGAGAACAUCGGGCUGCAGGACUCGCUGCUGUCCCGUUUCGACUUGCUCUUCGUGAUGCUGGACAUAGCCGACGCCGACCACGACAACCUCAUAUCAGAGCACGUGCUAAGAAUGCACAGAUACAGAAAUCCUAAGGAACAAGAUGGUGAGGUUUUACCUAUGGGCUUAACGGUGGAAAUGCUCUCGACGGAAAACCCUGACGCUGAAGAAGUUGAUGAAUCGAGCGAGUCGAUAUACGAGAAGUACGAUCCCCUGCUGCACGGCAACACGCGCAGCAAGAAGGAGCAGAUAUUCAGCACGAAGUUCAUGCGCAAGUACAUCCACAUCGCGCGGCUGAUCAAGCCCAAGCUGAGCCAGGACGCGUGCGACGCCAUCGCGGACGAGUACGCGAGGCUCAGAGGCCAGGACUCCAUGGAGGGUGGCGUGGCCAGGACGCAGCCCGUCACAGCCCGUACCCUGGAGACCCUGAUCCGGCUGUCCACCGCGCACGCCAAGUGCCGGCUCAGCUUCCAGGUCUCCAGCGAGGACGCCCACGCCGCCAUAGAACUCCUGCACUUCGCCUACUUCAAAAAGGUUCUGAUGAAAGAGAAGCGUCGCAAGAGACGUGCAUCUUCCGCCGACGAAGGCGCCGCCUCUGAAGGGGAACGCAGCAAGCAGCCUCGAGCAAAAAAAUCGCGAACUAAGGAGAAGAGUGGAACUUCGGAUCCUUACGAUUUCUCAUCGGACGAGGAGGCGGAGCCGAUGCUGCGAGCCGCCCACUCCACUCAGCCCGAGGCAACGCGCACCACAAGGUCCACUCCCAAAUCCAUCGACUCUAGCCGGCUAACACAAUUCAAAUCGGCGCUACAGCAGUUGUUCAGAGAGGAGCGCGCAAACUCUCUACCCCUGGAGAGGAUCACGUCUUAUGUGAACGAGAAGUGUUCGCAGCAGACCUUCGACUCUGGCGAAGUGCAGGCAGCGCUGGAGCGAAUGACGCAGGACAACCAGGUCAUGAUGGCAGACGACAUUGUCUUCCUUAUU
Messenger RNA from Iphiclides podalirius (scarce swallowtail), 2412 nucleotides. The record is from the annotation of a GenBank genome assembly. Lineage: Eukaryota; Metazoa; Arthropoda; Insecta; Lepidoptera; Papilionidae.